AGACAAAGCUAGUCAUACACAGUGGAAGCUGAAAAUCAAUGAAGGCGGUAGUGGUAACAGCCCCCGGCGGACCGGAGGUCCUCCAAGUACAAGAAGUAGAAGACCCACAAAUCAAAUCCGACGAGGUCCUCAUCAAAGUGGAGGCCACCGCCCUCAACCGAGCCGACACUUUCCAGAGGAAGGGACUUUACCCGCCUCCUCCGGGGUCCAGUCAGUACCUCGGCCUCGAAUGUUCUGGAACCAUCGAGGCCGUUGGAGAACACGUGUCACGCUGGAAAGUCGGGGAUCAGGUGUGUGCUUUACUUAGCGGAGGAGGGUAUGCCGAGAAGGUGGCUGUUCCGGAGGGGCAGGUUCUUCCUGUUCCGCCUGGUAUUUCUUUGAAGGAUGCUGCCAGCUUUCCGGAGGUGGCGUGCACCGUUUGGUCCACUAUCUUUAUGAUGAGCCGGCUAUCUUCGGGUGAAACACUCUUGGUUCAUGGGGGUUCGAGUGGAAUCGGCACGUUUGCAAUUCAGAUUGCUAAAUACCGGGGAGUGAGGGUAUUUGUCACAGCAGGUAGUGAGGAGAAGCUAGCGGCUUGUAAGGAGCUUGGGGCUGAUGUAGGUAUCAAUUACAAGACGGAGGAUUUUGUUGCACGUGUGAAGGAAGAGACCAGUGGCAAAGGUGUAGAUGUCAUCUUGGAUAGCAUUGGGCAAGCCUAUUUUAAACGUAACCUCGACAGCUUAGCUUUUGAUGGGAGGCUUUUUGUUAUUGGGACCUUGAGUGGCUCUGUCACAGAGCUAGAUCUUCGUGUGGUGCUUUCAAAGCGCCUCACCAUCCAAGCGGCUGGUUUACGCUACAGAAGUCCAGAAAACAAAGCGGUAAUUGUUAGAGAGGUGGAGGAGAAUGUGUGGCCUGCAAUUGUGGCUGGCAUGGUGAAAACUGUUGUCUACAAGCGUUUCCCAUUAUCUAAAGCCACUGAGGCUCACCAGCUAUUGGAAACUAGCCAGCAUAUUGGAAAGAUACUACUCUUCCCAUGAUGCUUCAGACAUCAUGCACCCAAGUUCCAUGUUAUGGGAAUAAAGCAAAGGUUAAUAUGAUUCUGUGUUUGCCAUGUUUAUGCUGUACUCUAAUUUUCUUCUACACAAACAUACAAUUUGUAGUCUCGUGCUUCAUGCUCUCCCUGGAAUACUUAUGAAACUGCUUCAUCUCAGUAAAUAACGAUACUGUAUACUAAUACUAAACAUUUGUGUUCUUGCCUUCUGUUGGAUUAAUGUUGCUUAUUUCUUCA
This is a messenger RNA of Fragaria vesca subsp. vesca, 1267 nucleotides long. RefSeq names its product quinone oxidoreductase PIG3-like. The transcript has 6 exons. The record is from RefSeq and is a predicted model, not a curated record. The coding region runs from base 39 to 1016 and encodes 325 amino acids. Gene Ontology annotation, molecular function: oxidoreductase activity. Lineage: Eukaryota; Viridiplantae; Streptophyta; Magnoliopsida; Rosales; Rosaceae.